This is a messenger RNA of Capsella rubella, 1123 nucleotides long. RefSeq names its product zinc finger protein AZF2. Gene Ontology annotation, molecular function: DNA-binding transcription factor activity. The coding region runs from base 142 to 948 and encodes 268 amino acids. Lineage: Eukaryota; Viridiplantae; Streptophyta; Magnoliopsida; Brassicales; Brassicaceae. The record is from RefSeq and is a predicted model, not a curated record. The transcript has a single exon.
CAUUUCUUAAGCACUUCACUCUCCUCCUCUCCCAUUUCUCUCUCUCUCUCACACACACCAUAUUCGCGAUAAAAGCCUCUGAGCUUUCCUCUCAAUUUCUCUGAUCUAAAAGAAACGAACAAAGAACACAGUUGGUUUUCUAUGGCUCUCGAAGCGAUGAACUCACCAUCUUCCUUCACCAGGAUCGAUACCAAAGAGGAUUUGAUGAACGACGCCGUUUUCAUGGAGCCGUGGCUUAAACGCAAACGCUCUAAACGUCAGCGUUCUCACAGCCCUUCUUCUUCUUCCUCUUCUCCGCCUCGAUCUCGUCCCAAAUCUGAUCUCACCGAGGAAGAGUACCUCGCUCUCUGUCUCCUCAUGCUCGCCAAAGACCAACCGUCUCAAACGCGAUUCCAACAGCCCCAGCCGCAAACGCCGCCGCCAGAAUCUAAGAGCCUUUCGUACAAGUGUAGCGUUUGUGGAAAAGCGUUCCCUUCCUACCAGGCUUUAGGCGGACACAAAGCUAGCCACCGGAUCAAACCACCAACCGUGAUCACCGCUAACGCCGAUGACUCAACGGCAGCUCCGACCCUCGUCGCCGGAGAAAAACAUCCGAUUUCCGCAUCGGGCAAGAUCCACGAGUGUUCAAUCUGUCAUAAAGUGUUCCCGACGGGUCAAGCUCUCGGCGGUCACAAACGCUGUCACUACGAAGGCAACCUCGGAAGCGGCGGUGGAGGAGGAAGCAAAUCAAUCAGCCACAGCGGAAGCGUGUCAAGCACGGUAUCGGAAGAAAGAAGCCACCGCGGGUUCAUCGAUCUUAACCUACCGGCGUUACCAGAGCUCAGCCUUCAUCACAACCCAAUCGCCGACGAUGAGAUCUUGAGUCCGUUGACCGGUAAAAAACCGCUUUUGUUGACCGAUCACGACCAAGUCAUCAAGAAAGAAGCUGAUUUAUCUUUAAGAAUCUAAUAUUCUUGUAAUUCGUUUAUAAAACAAAACAAAAAAACACCCAUAGUUUCUUUUUUUUUUUUAGUUUACAAUUUCUGAUUUGGAUUUGAAUAUUCGUAAAUUUGUUUUAGGGGAUUGAUACAAAAACAUUUGAUGAUUGAUUUGAUUACAAAAGUCAGAAAUUUUUUUAUUUUUA